ACGCAAGCCAUGCAGGAUCGCCAAUAGUUCUGCUGUCAUAUUGGUAGUGAUACCGCCACAACUACUAAAACCCGUAAGCCAUUUACCAUUAGAGUCCCGUAGAAUCCCACCAAUGCCAGACAUUCUCGGAUUUCCCUAGGAGCUACCAUCAACAUUAACCUUAACAAAAUCUGCUACAGGUGGUGUCCAAGCAACCAGACGGUGAGAAGGAGUAUUGUUGACCUUUGUUGAACCUUGAAGAAGUGCUAGAGUAUACCAAGCAGACCACACCUGAUCUUCAAACACUUCAACGUUCCCUGCUUUCCAAAUGAACCAACAAACACAAGCAAAAUUAACACCGUGUCACUUGAGCUGAGUUACGAACCAUGUAUCUCCAUUCAUUGCAAAGAAAUCAGUAUCAGCAUACAUAUUUAUGUGACUCCAAAUUUCUCUCGCCUCACUGCAAUCUCUAAGCAAAUGAAUAAUACUCUCGUCUUCUAGCCCACACCUGCAACAAAAGGGAUCAAAAGAGAUAUGACGCUUAGUACGGAAAAAGUUAGUAGGGAGGCUGUUUUGCAGAAUCAGCCAAGUGAAGUGUUUAAUAUUUUCAGGUGUUUGAAGCUUCCAGACCCAGUUCCAGUCCCCUGGAAAAUUACUAUGAUUGGCAGGCUCAUGAAUCCACCACUCAUAGGCAGAUUUGGCAGUGAAAAUUCCUGAUUUUAAUUGCCCCCAUAUGAUUAUAUCAUAGCUAUUAUCAUCCAUAACCAAGCUCGUCAUUUUAUUCUUGACUUCGUCAGGAAUAAUAGAAUAAAACUUCCCCCAACUCCAUUGGCCGUUAACCAAAACAUCUCGGAUGAGAAGCUGCGUAUCACUAAUAUGCACGUAGUCCAUGCAAUCACAAAUUGGACCAUCACCCAGCCAAUUAUCGUAGAACACAGAAAUUUCGUCAUUGCCUACACGAUACUUAAAGGGACGAUCUAGGAAACUAGCAGCCUUCACAAUCGACGACCAUGUGGGUGAACAACCAAUCUUCAAAAAAUGAAAAAAAAAAAUGACCACAUAUGGAACAAUCUCAGAAGAGGCUUCAUCAAAUUCAAACUCAGUUUUCGUUUCACAGGCCAAAGAGCGCAUUGAAGACGGUCUAGGCACAACAAGACCAUGGAGUGAAAUGCUCCAAACUUGUCAUCUCAAACUUCCAUCUUCCUUCUUCGGUGCAAUCCAAAGAAUCAACACAAAUGCCAAACAUUUUCGAGCAAACUACGUGAUUAUCAUACUGCUUGUGCUUUUCCUUAGCUUACUAGGACACCCCAUUUCUUUGAUCAUAUUAGUUGUUAUGAUGAUUGCAUGGCUGUACUUAUAUUUCCUACGAGAUACCCCUUUGGUGAUUUUGAGGUUUGAGAUGGAUGAGCGAUUGGUGGUUAUCUCUUUGUUGUUGAUCACCAUUGGUUUGCUUGUACUUACAAAUGUAACCUACAAUGUGAUAGUUGGUAUGUGUGUUGCCUUAGUGGUUGUGUUGGUCCAUGCUAUCAUGAGGGAAACGGAGGAUCUGUUUACCAUGGAUGAAGAUGUAGGGGUUGUAAAAGGUUUUAGAGAUGUUGUCAAAGUCCCUCUUAGACAACCUGGUUCCUCUUCUUUUACUUUGCCUUAGAAGCAAAUUUAAUUAGAAUCAAUUAAGAUGUUUAUAUUUCUUGUGAUUUCCCUA
Molecule: messenger RNA, 1681 nt
Organism: Glycine soja
Lineage: Eukaryota; Viridiplantae; Streptophyta; Magnoliopsida; Fabales; Fabaceae
Product: PRA1 family protein F2-like
Exons: 2
Coding region: 1031-1627 (198 amino acids)
Biological process (GO): vesicle-mediated transport
Cellular component (GO): Golgi apparatus; endoplasmic reticulum
Source: RefSeq, a predicted model, not a curated record